UCUAAUCUGCGUGCAAAUCCCAGUCUUCCGCAACCCGCAAUACACGCAACAUGGGUCAAUGUCGUGCCACGUUUGUUUCGUGUUUGGCAACAUGUAGCGUUUUCUUGUGUCUUUUGUUGAGUGAAAUUAAGGCCCAAACGACUGUACCAUGGUACGAAAAUCUUCCAGCGGUCGCCAUGGAUUACAAGGUCCACAUAGACCCAGGAAAAGAAGAUUGUUACUUUCAAUAUGUUAACCCCGGAGCGACUUUCUACGUGAGUUUCCAGGUGGUGAGAGGGGGCGACGGCAUGGCCGGCUUUGCAGUACGUCACCCGUCGGGGCAAAUCGUUCAUCCGUACCAGUGGAAGCCCAGCAGCGAAUACCAGGACCAAACGUCCUCCGGAGGCUACUACUCUGUUUGCAUAGACAACCAGUUCUCGAGAUUUGCGGGCAAACUCGUUAACAUUUACCUAACAGUAGUGAGAUACGACAUGUGGGAGAAGUACACGAAAGACAUCGACGAACUAAAUAUGAAUAUGGAGAAUUUUACUAGUACGAUCGUCACUGUCGAUCGAAAUAUCAACGACAUCCUGCAGUACCAGCACCACUCCAGAGCUCGUGAAGCUUGGGAUUUCAAUCUUUUACAAGACAACAACUCCUACGUUGUGCGUUGGUCGAUAAUUCAGAUCGUCGUCAUCGCUCUGACUACCACAGUCCAAGUAUACUUCGUGCGGAAGUUGUUUGAUAUCAAGUCGGGAUCCAGUCGGUCUCGGAUAUGAGAUUUUAUUUAUUUUCUUUGAACUUAAAAAGGCUGUCUUGUGCUAUUAGUCCUACGUAAGUUAUGUCAAAAAAAAAGAAAAAUCCACGCAUCGAACGGAUUUUUCCAUUUUGUCAGUCCUUAACGAAAUGCCUGUCACUGGUAUCAACAAAAGCGAAACCGUUAAAAAAUAUAAUAAAUUUAUUUUGUAUUCCUUUAAUAUAUACAUUUUGUUCAUGUUAUCAUAACUGAAUAAAAACAUUUGAUAUCACUA
Messenger RNA from Zophobas morio, 1010 nucleotides. RefSeq names its product transmembrane emp24 domain-containing protein 5 (gene loj). The transcript is spliced from 3 exons. Gene Ontology annotation, cellular component: endoplasmic reticulum-Golgi intermediate compartment; Golgi apparatus; endoplasmic reticulum. Bases 51 to 758 code for a protein of 235 amino acids. The record is from RefSeq and is a predicted model, not a curated record. Gene Ontology annotation, biological process: endoplasmic reticulum to Golgi vesicle-mediated transport; Golgi organization; intracellular protein transport. NCBI's taxonomy places the organism in Eukaryota, Metazoa, Arthropoda, Insecta, Coleoptera, Tenebrionidae.